Molecule: messenger RNA, 5827 nt
Organism: Caenorhabditis angaria
Lineage: Eukaryota; Metazoa; Nematoda; Chromadorea; Rhabditida; Rhabditidae
Source: the annotation of a GenBank genome assembly
AUGGAGGUAAUCGUAAUUUGAUCACUUUUUCCUCUAGUUUAGUUCUUUUUUUGUUCUAUUUUUCUUAUUAUAUAUCUCACUUUUUUCCUGAAUAAGUAAGGAAAAGGAAAGAAUGAAUGACCUCAAGUGUUUUUUAAUUAAUUAAUUAAUCGUAAAAAAUAUCAAUUUUCAUUCAUUGCUAAAGUGAGCAGAGCUCAAGGGCAUUUCGAGAAAUUUAUGUGAGAAUAUGAUGUGUCAUUAUAUUUUUUUUCAUUGAUCUAUUUUGUUCAGAAGAUUUUGCUUUUUAGCUCCCACAAAUCCUUGUUUUUGCACACACAUACGCAAAAAAGAUUUUUUAUGGAACGGAGGUGUAUAUUUCCAAAAAUACACACCUUAAAUAAGUUACCUUCCUCCCUCGCGUUGAGUUUUUAAUCAUUUUUUUGCUAUGAAACGCAAAAAAUCUCAUGAGUUAUUUAUGUGCACUUUUAGCGAUCAAAUACAAAUUUAUAUAUUUUUUAUUUCUGAAAAUACAAUGUGAUUUCUGUCUGUAGAUUUUUUGAUUUUUGAGUGCUUUUUUUUGUUUUCGGUUAACAUCUGGUUAGAGUUAGGCUAACUGACAAUUUUUUUGAUUUUAUUUGAAAUUUUGAAAAUGAGCAUUGUGAGUCGUUCAAAUAACGAAAAUAUGAGUUUUUACAUUUAUUUUAGUGGUUAAUGUUUUUUUUGUUUGAGGUUCUUUUCGUUAAAAAAACAGAGAUCUCUUUGAGGUCUCAGAAGAGGAAUUUUCAAUUUUCCAACAAGAAUUGGUUUUUUUUUAAUUUCACAUUUUUUGCCGUGAAAUAUUAUAACCUGUUUCAAUUUUUUUCUCAAAAACAUUUCAUCGUUCCAAAAAAAACUUUCAACUUUCUUUGCAAAAAAAUUUAUCUGAAUUUUCAAUCAACCUGCACGUGAUUUCAUCAGACAGCACCAACCUCAUGUUUUUCCUUAGGAGCCUGAAAAAAUCUCUAGUCAACUUCAUUCUAUCAAAAAAACAAAAAAUUAUUUUCAGCCUGACAUUUCAUUAUCCGAUAUUCUGACAACGAGUACGGAUGUUGAAAUGGAUGCCCGUCCAAAUAGUCGAUUACAAUGUCCGCCGACUGAAAUGAGCUAUUGUACUGUUCAACCAUAUUUUUCAUUACAAACACCAACUUUUCAACCAAAUAAUAUUCAAAGAAAUCAUCGACCGAGUUUGGGAAGUGAGUGGAAUAUACCUAGACGUAGGUUUUUCUUACAGUCAUUUUUUCAUCUUAAAAUUAAUUGUUCAGAAAAAUUAGGGAAAUAUUUUCAUGAAAAAAUAUUUUGUAGAUCUUCAAAAUGAUAAUUUGAACACCCGGAGGUUUCUAAGCGAUAAACGGCGAAGUUAUCGGAAUCGGAGUCUGGUAUGUGUUUCACAUAUAUUUUCCAAUUGCUCUAAUGUUUUUAGGGUCCUACAAUCGCCUCGGCUCCGUCUGUGGAGCAAGAAGAUUACCGUACUCCUCGACCAUCUUUCGAUAAUGGUGGAUUUGCUGGAAAGAGUUUUGAUUUUAGUAGCGGUCAGAUCGGGUUGACAGCGAGUGAAUCUAAUGCUCUUGUGAAGGUAAGUUUUCUCCCAAUCAUUUUCGAAAUUCAAAAAAACCUAGUCCCCCAUAGCUUAGCUAGUUUUCAACUUGUUAUCGAGAAAGAAAGAUUAGUAUUUUUUGAAGUACCGUAGUCAAAAAUUUUGUGGUUAUUUAGACUACAUUUUCGCGAAAUUUUUAAGAAGGAUUACAAUAAUCACGAGUUGAACUUUAAGUAGUUUGAGAAAUUUGAUAUCUCAAAAACAGAUGUUUGAGAAAAUUAGUACGAAUAUGUUUUUUUGGAGAUCGAAAUGUGAAGACAAGAAAUUAAAUUUUGAGUUUGAAAAAAUAUAACAAAAUAUUGGACUGUUGACUUUUGAGAAAGUAAAGAAUCCAUCAAACGUCGAAAUUCUGGAAAUCUAAAUUUAUGACUGGAGUUUUAGAAAAUCAUUCCGAUAUCCACAUAUCUGACAAAGUUCACAUUUUUUUCCCAUUCCUCACAAAAUUUCCAUUGUUCCAAAUGUUGACAUCAUUGACUUUUCCUAUCGCACGUCAAUUCAACGUCAUUAUAUUUUUCAAAAUUUUUUUCCAGGUAUCCGCCGAUUUCCUUCGAUUAAACGGAAGUCGGCAGCAGUUCCGAAAUCUCCUAUCAGCCCGCAAGAAACUAGGCUCACUUCCUCCAGCCUACACACGUAUCGACUAUAGUAGGGAGUCGUUAGAUUCAGGUGAGUAUACGAAAAUGCUGAAAAUGAAUAACAAAAAAUGGGAGGGAAGGGGGGAUUACAAAAGUCUUUAAACUACAAAAAAGUUUUCGGGGAGAAAAAUUUUCAGUAAAGUUAUAUUGAAAACGAAAUUCGCUCUCAUUUUCAAAAGAUAUUCUUAUGUCUAAAAUAUCGAAAAUGUUCCCGGCUUAUUCGAAUCUCAGUCGGAAUAUUCAAGGUUAGUUCAAAUAGCAAAUAUCUUUCACCUAACUAAUAUGAACAAUAUUGAAACCCAAAGAUUAUUUCCAACCCCAAUAAAAAACUUUGGUUGGAAUUCUAGACCAUUUUGAUUUUUGGUUUUGUGAAAACUGUUUGAACUGUAAGCGGUCACACACAUUGAUACGGGUGUGUAUGAUGUCAGUCUCCUUAAAAAACAAGCCACAAAAUAAUGGGGGAGGGCAACGAUGAAACACUACAGGAAUCUUUCUGAUUGAUAAUCUGAGCUCUUGGAUGAUUAUUAUUUAGAAAAAACUUCUGCUAACCUCAGUCACCAGAAAAAUUAAAUUUGAUGUAGUUAUCCGAAAAUUUUUUCAAGAAGUUGUUGAAUCCGGAAAUCGUGGUUCAAUUAUGAAAGAAAAAUCUAAAAUCCUUUCAUUUUUUCAUAACAUUCCUCUGAACUUUACUAUUUGUUCAAUGUCACUCUGAAAAAAAACGAUAAUUAAAACUUUAUUAUAUCAUUUCAUUUUCAUUGACGUCAGACUGUGUAAAAAAUUUUGAAAAUGUGAAAUUGUACGUUUAUGAGUACAGUAAUCCUUAAUCCAGCAGUGGGCGUUUGGAUUACUGUAGCCGCUGAACUAAAUUGUAUGAUAUUCAUUUCAUUGAACGUUCUUUGCACAGCCGUUGAGGAAAUAUUGGAUGGUAAAAACCAAAAAAAAACAAAAAUUAAACAAAGUAAUUAGAAAUUAAGAUAGAUUUUACCCAAGGCUCUUUGAAAUUCCUGAACAUUUUCAUGAAAAAAACUCUGGAUAAGUAAAACUCAAAAAUAUUCCAUUUCAGCUCGGGGAACUCCUCAUCACGGUCCUGUCAUCACUGUGGAAGAUACCGGAAGUCAAUUGCGCAUCAACAACAUCAAAACAGGUGUCAAUGAAAGAUUGCUUGAAACUUCGUGUUCAUUUGAAAAAAGUAAGUACCAAUUUCUGCUAAAAACAACCGGUUUCUUGUUCACUCUCUCAAUUCUGUGUUACUGAUACAAAAAUCAUAUCAUUUUCAAAAUAUUCUUUCUUGAAACUAUGCCAAUGUCUAAGAAGGAAACAUUUUGGGAGCGUAGAAAAAUCUCACAAUCAGGUGCUGAAAAUAAAUGAGGUAAAUUUGAGAAAAUCAGCGCAUUCUUUUCAGCAAUGGUUACACAAUGUGAAAGUAAUGGUUCGGUGACAUCGCAUAAUACAAGUUCUGCUUUCAAAAGGAAUAAUAGCAGGUAAAUUUUUUUGUUAUCUGAUUGAAUAAUUAGUCAUUGUUUUUUUUUUCAUUUUUUGUUGUUGUUUUGUUUUGAUCUACAUUAUUUUGGAUGCUAAAAAUUGAUAUUAAAGAACUAAUUCUAAAAUUUAUUGAUAUUUUAUUCAAGUUAGGAUACCCCUUCACUCUAUUUUUUAAAAUCUAAUUUUGCAGGUAUGGAGUUCCAAUUGACAGCACAGCUGUCAAACAAGUUUAUCGGGUACGAUCGGAACGACUUGCAAACCGAGUUCGAAUUACGGAUAGAUCUCUCAUUCUUGCGGUGUUCGGCAUGAUUCUGAUGUUGAUCGAAUCAGAACUCACCGCCGAAAGCUCAUACGGUAUUUCAAAAACGCACUGGUUGUCAUAUUCUCUUCGAGCAAUUGUGUUGAGCUCAACAUUUGCUCUUUUGUAUCAUAUCGUUCAAUAUCAUCAUAAUGAUAUUGCUUUGGAGUUGGUUGAUUGUGGGGCGGAUGAUUGGCGCGUUGUAGUGACGACAGAACGAAUUGUUCAGUUUAUCACCGAGUUUGUGUGUUGUGCAAUUUGCCCGUUCCCAGGUUUGUAUACUGUAGUUUUUUCAGGGAUUAGUAUAUCUGUAUAUGGCAAGAAAAAAGUUGUUUUUGUCGAAAAAAAUGAAAAUUGUAUAAAAACUACAAUUUCGAUGAAUUUUCAGAAAGAUGAUAUAAUACGUAUAAUAAUUUGGGAUUUUAAUGUAAAAAAAAAUAAAAAUGAAAAGUACACAUUUUAUUGAAUGAACAGACAAUAGUAAUAAGAAAAAUCUAAUAAAAACACAAUGAAAAUUGUCUGAAAAUACUUUUUGCAGAAUUUUUUUGGGAUUUUCAAAAAACACGAGCGUGUUUUUCUCUAAAAAAUAAUUAAAUAUUCAGGAACUGGUCACAUGAAAUGGUCAUUUAUCGAAAUGACCCUUCACUCGAAUGGUAAUACUGAAAGUCGUUCUGCUCACUCGCGUGAUGUAUCUGUUCCAGUCGACAUCUUGUUAUCGUGCUUCAUGCUUCUUCGAUCAUAUUUAUUUGCCAGAUUUAUGGUCUUGCACAGCAAACAAUUUCAGGUAGAUACAAUCGUUUCUUCUUAUUUUCAAUGAAAUAAGUGAUUUUAGGAUGCAUCAACAAGAACAUUGGCCGCAUUGAACAGAAUUCAAGUCAACUUCUCAUUUGUCAUCAAAACUUCUUUGGAUCAACAACCAGUAUUGUUUUUGACAUCAUUCACUUUCAUUUUCUGGAUUAUUAUGUCUUGGAUGUUUGUUCAAUGUGAAAGAUAUGGAUUCACUAGCACCAACCACAAGGAAUCACAAACUAUCAUUUAUUCAAACUCACUUUGGUUUAUCGCAAUCACAUUUAUGCUCAAUGGUUAUGGUGAUAUUGUUCCACAAACCAAUGCCGGAAGAAUCAUCGCAAUUUUUGUUGGGGUUGUUGGAGCAAUCAUCUCAUCAAUCUUGAUUGCUGUCAUCUCCCGUAAUAUUCUUCUUUCACAAGGACAACGAAAUGUUAACAACUUCAUGUAUGAUAGCAAGCUUUCACGCGAACACAAGGAUGCUGCUGCUCGAGUUCUUCAACAUACUUGGCAUAUUCAUAAAUGUUUGCAAGGUGCAGAGGGUGGAAAUCGGAGAUUGCGAACUUAUCAAAGGAAAUUUUUGAGAGCAAUUCAUAGGUUCGUUGGGGGAUCAAAAAAAUAUGAUUUAUCAAAACUCGCUAAAGAAAAACACAUCGAGUUUCGCACAUGUUUUUUGAAAAACAAACCAAUGUUUUUUCUAACUUCAGAUUCCGAUCAGUCAAAAGUGAGAUGCGUGAAUUCAACGAGAACAACAACACUAGCACUCACCAAGUAACUCGCCUUGUCACCGAUAUGCACACCUCAAUGCAAAAACUUUUGACUGUCCAAGAUGAAAUGAGAAUGCAAAUUGAAGUCCUUCAACAAACUGUUAGAAAUCACUACCGUACGCCAACAAUUCCACAAUUGCAAGGUAAUAUUUUCUCAUAUCUAAACGAUAAUUCUUAAAAUGGAGUGGUUCCAGGUUUGACAUCAUCUCCAGCUCUAUCUGAUUUGCAUGACAGUCGAAUUAAUUUGUAA